Messenger RNA from Onychostoma macrolepis, 3513 nucleotides. It is a transcript of the gene capn2a, whose product is annotated as calpain 2, (m/II) large subunit a. Bases 290 to 2386 code for a protein of 698 amino acids. The record is from RefSeq and is a predicted model, not a curated record. Gene Ontology annotation, cellular component: cytoplasm. The transcript is spliced from 21 exons. NCBI's taxonomy places the organism in Eukaryota, Metazoa, Chordata, Actinopteri, Cypriniformes, Cyprinidae. Gene Ontology annotation, biological process: proteolysis. Gene Ontology annotation, molecular function: calcium-dependent cysteine-type endopeptidase activity; calcium ion binding.
UUUAAAAAAAAAAGUGCAUGCGGAAUGCAAGAACGCUUCCUGUGCGAGAGCGUGAAGCUCAGCUUUCUGCUUCUUUUCCGCUGUGCUGCUGCUGCUGCUGCAUCCAGCUGUUUUUAAACGCAAAAAAGAACGUAGAACGCCUUCUGUGCGUGUGUGAACGGCCCAAAAAUUACAGGCUUAGGACCACGCCUGUCCUAGAAGGAGGAGUGGGUUAAGGCGUUAGUGUAGAAAAUUUUCACUGUCGCACUUUACAGCUGCAAAGGAGCACAGGGCAAAAAAAAGUUUGAAAAUGUCCGGCGUGGCAUCCACACUCGCCAGGAAGAGAGCCGAGGCGGCUGGCUUUGGGACGAACGCCAAUGCGGUGAAGUACCUGAACCAGAACUUUGAGAGUCUGAGAAGCGAGUGUCUGAGCCGCGGACAGCUGUUCUGCGAUCCAACCUUCCUAGCCGCUCCCGAGUCUCUGGGCUUCAACGAACUCGGUCCACGAUCGUCAAAAACCAGAGGUGUCGUGUGGAAAAGACCUGGGGAACUGACCUCCAGUCCGGAGUUUAUUGUUGGAGGGGCUACAAGAACAGAUAUUUGCCAAGGAGGUUUAGGUGAUUGCUGGCUCCUAGCGGCCAUUGCUUCCCUAACCCUCAAUGAAGACGUUUUGGCUCGUGUCGUUCCAUCCAACCAGGGCUUCGGGCAGGACUAUGCUGGAAUUUUCCACUUUCAGUUGUGGCAAUAUGGGGAAUGGGUGGAUGUGGUGGUGGAUGAUCGAUUGCCCACUCGAGAUGGAGAACUGCUGUUUGUUCAUUCAGCCACAGGCUCAGAGUUCUGGAGCGCCCUGCUGGAGAAGGCCUAUGCUAAAGUGAAUGGAUGUUAUGAAGCUCUGUCUGGAGGUUCCACCACAGAAGGUUUUGAGGAUUUCACCGGUGGGAUUGCAGAAAAUUACGAGUUGAAACAAGCCCCGUCCAACAUGUUCCAAAUCAUCAGGAAGGCCCUGGAAUCUGGAGCUCUGUUGGGAUGCUCCAUAGAUAUCACCAGUGCAGCAGACUCAGAGGCCAUCACUAAUCAAAAGCUUGUGAAAGGACACGCCUACUCUCUUACUGGAGCAAUUGAGGUUAAUUACCGAGGCCGAAAGGAGAAGCUGGUCAGAGUUCGUAAUCCUUGGGGUCAGGUGGAAUGGACGGGGGCCUGGAGUGACAACUCUUCUGAAUGGAAUGCCGUCGAUCCGUCUGAACGUGACAAUGUGAAGUCAGAAGAUGGAGAGUUCUGGAUGUCAUUCUCAGAUUUUGUGAGGCAUUAUUCCCGCAUAGAGAUCUGCACUCUGACCCCAGAUACGCUGACAUCUGAAUCUGUCAAACAUUGGAGUGCGUGUAAAUUCGAUGGCACCUGGAGACGAGGCUCUACGGCUGGUGGAUGCAGGAACCAUCCAUACACCUUCUGGAUGAAUCCUCAGUUUAAGAUCAAAGUAGAGGAGGAAGAUGAUGAUCCUGAUGAUAAUGAAGUGGGAUGCAGUUUAGUGAUUGGCUUGAUUCAGAAGAACCGGCGUAAGUUGAAGAAAUCUGGAGAGGACAUGCACACCAUUGGCUAUGCCAUCUAUGAGGUGCCUCCGCAGUUCCACGGGCAAAAGGACGUUCAUCUGGAUAAGAAUUAUUUCCUGUCCCACGCUCAAAAAGCUCGAUCUGAGACCUUCAUCAACCUCAGAGAAGUCAGCACCCGCUUCAAACUUCCUCCUGGAGAAUAUCUCAUUGUCCCAUCCACAUUCGAACCGCACAAGAAUGGAGACUUCUGUGUGCGUGUGUUCUCCGAGAAACAGUCUGAGAUGCAACAAUGUGAUGACCCGAUAGAGGCAAACAUAGAAGAUGAGGCUGUGUCUGAAGAUGAGGUUGAUGCUGGCUUUAGGGGACUGUUCACUAAACUUGCUGGAGAUGACAUGGAGAUCUCUGCCACUGAGCUGAGAACAAUUUUCAACAAAAUAGUCUCAAAAAGAACGGAUAUUAAGACAGAUGGUUUCAGUUUGGAAACAUGUAGGGUCAUGCUGAACCUCAUGGACGAAAGUGGCAAUGGUAAACUAGGGUUAGCUGAGUUUGCCACUCUUUGGAAGAAAAUUCAAAAGUAUCUGAUCAUUUAUAAGAAGAAUGACAUGGAUGGGUCCGGCUGUAUGAGUACACCAGAGAUGCGAAUGGCUUUAAAGGAAACCGGAUUCUCUCUGAAUGACUGCAUUCAUCAGAAUCUGGCUGCACGCUAUGGAGACGCGGACAUGAAGAUCGACUUUGAUAACUUUGUGUCCUGUGUGAUGCGCCUGGAGAUGAUGUUCAAAGUGUUCAAAAGGAUUGACAUAGACAACAGUGGGUUCAUUGAGUUGGACUUCUUCCAGUGGCUGACGAUUGCUAUGAUUUAAAGGCCCAGAGGAUUAUUAUUAAUAGUAUUUUUAUUGUGCUAGUUAACUUACACAGAAGACCAUCAUAUACCUAAAUGCUUAAUUGGUUUAGUGGACCUUGUGGAAUUUGUAAAUGUGUCCAUUGUACUUUGCUAUAGAGAUACAAGCAUAGUUGCCUGUUGUUUUUUUCGUAAUGCACUUUCAUCUUACUGCGGUGCUUGCAAGGCAUCAUCGUUUUGAUUUUUUUGCUGCUCCAAAUUGUGUGGCUUGUUGAUGACAAUUGUGCAAUUACUUUAAAUUAUCAGAUGUAUGAUUUUCACCUGGUCAUAUAGACUUAAAGAGCAAUCAAAGUUAUACAUCCACUUUUUCCUCAUCCGCAUCCAUCUAUUUUAAGCUGGACAAAACAGCUUUUGCUGGUGUGUCUUACCAUAUUAUUUAAUGUAUUAUCUUAAAUCUGAACACACUGGUUUGUAUUGCAAACAGUUUUACCGUUUAAUGCACGUUGUUCUUCUUGUUAUUUCCCAAGUGCAUAAUGAACCGGAAGUCUUGCCCAUAGGUUUACUUCCACAUUGAAGAAUAAGGUGGAUAGGGAUCAGAUUAUCAUAUCAAACUUGAAAGUGAACACUUUUUUAGAAAGUAAGCAACCACAUAGCAAUGCUCUGGCAAUGAAUCUAGCAUCUUGGUUUUGUGAGCAAGCAAUUAGUAAAACCAACAGCACCAGUAAAAUUACAGACCUGAUGAGAUCGCUUGACAAAGUAGGAUUUUCUACUUCCAUGUAGAUGUGUUUCCUAUUGAAGUUUGAAUAGGAUAUAUCAGGAAUUGUCUUUAAAAAAAGCCAUAUUAUAACAGCAAAGAAGUAUGAUUUGCUGUUGCUAAUCAGUGCAGGUGGAGUUAAAAGCCACAAAACUGUCAUUUUGCUUCAGUGCACAGACUACAUUCAAACUUUUUGUCAAUCUAUUUGUUGUUGUUUUUUGGUGAACUUUAUACUUUUUUAAUGAAAUGUAAUAUUCAAGCCUAAAACCAAGUUUACUUUUCUCUGCUGCCUUGCAAGCACUGGUAUUUUUGUGGACCAUUUGAAAUGUAUAAAUGCAUAAAAUAUACAGCCUUGUUGCUCUAGAGAAAAAUAAAAUCCUUUAUUUGUAACAUUA